AUGUCAUUUAAUGCGAUAAAAUUUGACAUUCAAGCACAUCCAGAAGGUUUAGUUAAAAGAAAGUGUAUUACACAAUAUGUUCCGACUGAUACUUUGGUAGUGGUAACAAUAAAAGUUGGCAUCGGUUAUAAUCAACAGAUAGAUGUUGAAGUGACAGAUAAUAGUCCUGCACAUAACGAGAAUGGAAGGAAAGAUGAUAUGAACGA
Messenger RNA from Entrophospora sp. SA101, 206 nucleotides. The record is from the annotation of a GenBank genome assembly. NCBI's taxonomy places the organism in Eukaryota, Fungi, Glomeromycota, Glomeromycetes, Entrophosporales, Entrophosporaceae.